Molecule: messenger RNA, 483 nt
Organism: Paramecium pentaurelia
Lineage: Eukaryota; Ciliophora; Oligohymenophorea; Peniculida; Parameciidae
Source: the annotation of a GenBank genome assembly
AUGGAUUAUAAUAUUAAUUUAAUAACUACUCCAAAAUAAACAGAAUUAGAUAUUUAUUAAUAGACAUUAAAUAUUAGUAUGAAUAGUUCAUUCAAAGACAUAAAAAGAAAAAUGAAAAAUAAAUCUUUACUUCAAUAUAAGUAUUUCUAAAAGUUAGUAGAUAAAAGAUUUCCUAAAAAAGAUAUUCCAUUUACAAUGCUUUUUGUUGAUUAUAUACAAAAAAAGAAAAAAAAACUCGAGAAACUUUAAUAUUAUUACAAAUUCUUGAUAAAAUAUUUAUAUUUAUUUUAAUAUUAAAAAUGUAGUUAGAUUAAUUAAUAACAACAUUUGGUUUGGAUUCUUGUGAUGAAAUACCAUUUCUUAAAUUAUAUGCUAGAAAAUUCAAAAUAUCUCGUCCUUCAUAUAUUGCUUUCCUUAUUGUAUUAUUGGGAUUGGCUUGUAUUAUAUUUGGAAUAGGUAGAGGAUUCUUUAUUAAAAUUAUGA